AUGGGCAAGGAGCUAUCGCCAGCCAAAGUUUUGCUGCUGGCAGCGCUCUUGGCAGCCCAAAGCGACAUUGGCAAGCUAGCUUUCCUUACGAUACAAAACGCCCACGUUUUGCGACCGGAGAUUAUACUUCGCGUUCUUCUUACAUAUCUCCCGGAGACAGCGGAGCCGCGCACUUACACUGAGUUUCUUCGUGACCUCUCCGCCGGACAAUUGCGAGCCCAAGCCGAAGUCGAACUAGAUACCUGCUCGGUCGACACCCUGAGCGACGAAGCUGCGAUAAAAAAGGCCACGAAACUCCGCCUCAUAUCGCUGCGCAAACAGAGUUACGACCUAGGAAACGGUACAGUCGAUGGUCUUCUCCACGAAUUCCUUUUCCAAAGAACGUACAGAAUCAACACCGAAGUGGGGGCUCUGUCGCAGCUGCCUGAACUCCUCCAACCAUUUCUCGACUAUUGUCCUCCUAUUAAAUGCUGGGCGGCAUCGACGGUAUUUCCAUUCGUGAGACGAAAUUGCCAAAACCACAUCAAUACUUCACCAAGAUAUACACUGUCCGAGUUCGAAAACCUGCCGGACCGGACUGCGGCGAUAUAUUUACUUUCCCAAUCUACCGAGGGUGAUGGAGAGGCCACUGGCCGAGACCUCCGAGAAUUGGUUGCACCAUGGCUUCAUAAUGAUAUGCGCUGGAAACAAGAAACCGCAUCAGAGGGCAGCAUGGAACUGACGUGUCCGGGAUGGGAACAAGUCCAGGAUACUAUGCUGUCAUGGGCAACAAAAUCGUGGGCUAGUGCGGUUGGUGCGCUCAAGCACUGGAACGGUCCACGCGACGUAUACUUUGGCGAGAAUAUUAUAAUGAGCCUUUCGGAGGACAGGACCCAAUAUCUCGAGAAGACAUAUGCUACCACGGCGGUUGCCUGUGUAUACAGCAUCCCCGAGUCAAGUGAAGAAGCCCUACGGAGCUCAUAUCAGGUGUGUCGCGCAACGCGCAAACGACUUGAUAAAACAGAGUCAUCGACAACCUUGGAGGAAAUAUUGUCGGACUUCUCACUCUUGCCAGUCUUUAAAACGACACUCAGCGGCGAUGCCAAGAUGGCCACCUGCAUGCGUCACGACUUACUCACAACAUCGAAUCCUCUCACCUCAGCCACACCGGAAUCCCUAGAUUUGAUUACGGCUCUCACAAUUAGCGCCUACAUUUCCACAUCCUUCGGCGUGCCAUGGUCUGUGCGGAAAGCAGGGGACCUACUAUUUAUCGGCGAUGAAAGAGAGCAAAGAAGCGAGCUCAGCAAGUUGCUUCGAGGGCUAGCCAGCCAAGCACCCCGGGACGAUGAUAGCUACUGGCAACGCUCAAGAGAUGCGAUUAUAUGGCUUUCGAAUUGGGGGUACGAUGCCGAAAUCACAGAACUGUCGCGACAUAGCUGUGGGCCCUUGGGUAUGGUCUCUAGGGAACAUAUUGAGACUGAAAUUCUGAAAACUCUACUAUCGAAGUCAAGAUAUUCAUUAUCAAGAGCGAUAUAUGGAGAUGCCAAAAACCCACCCCUGGCUCGAGACAAGCUUCAGGAUGCUGUCUACAAAUCUGCUCUAAACGCGUUUGACAAUGCAUCGAAUCCGAACAGAACUCGCGGUGGACUGAAGAAAUGUGAUGAGAUAAUUCAUUCUCUCCCAGCAAUGCUAGAGAAAUCAUCACCAUCCGUCAAACGAGUAGAGGCGCUUCUCAAAGCUAGCCAUGCGCUGAGCGACUACCGCCUUGUUCUCAAGCAAGGCGAACCUUUCAGCCCAGUUGUACUUCGGCCUACACACGCCUGCAGGAGUUUUUGGAAAUGGGGGCUAAUAUGGUACACGCUGGCCUGA
Molecule: messenger RNA, 1848 nt
Organism: Akanthomyces muscarius
Lineage: Eukaryota; Fungi; Ascomycota; Sordariomycetes; Hypocreales; Cordycipitaceae
Exons: 4
Coding region: 1-1848 (615 amino acids)
Biological process (GO): retrograde vesicle-mediated transport, Golgi to endoplasmic reticulum
Source: RefSeq, a predicted model, not a curated record